GCGGUUUCGCUCUCGACCCGGCUGGAGGACGUUGGAGUCACGGUGAGUGAGGAGGCGCUCUCAGGAUCCAUUACACGCUCAUCUCCGUCAGGACACGCAGGGACACCGCAGCAGAUAUGUUUUCACGGAUCGCCAGACCAUCCGCCAGCCUCGUGCGGUGUUUAUCCACAACUUCUCAGAACAAUGCCAAGGUGGCGGUGUUGGGAGCAUCAGGAGGAAUUGGACAGCCGCUUUCCCUCCUGCUGAAGAACAGUCCUCUGGUGAGCCAGCUGUCUCUGUACGAUAUCGCUCACACACCCGGCGUCGCCGCAGAUCUCAGCCACAUCGAGACCAGAGCCAAGGUCACCGGUUAUAUCGGAGCUGAUCAGCUGGGUGCAGCUCUGAAAGGAUGUGAAGUGGUGGUCAUUCCUGCCGGAGUUCCUCGUAAACCUGGGAUGACCCGUGAUGAUCUGUUUAACACAAACGCCACCAUCGUGGCCACCCUGGUUGAUGCGUGUGCCCGUAACUGCCCCGAGGCCAUGAUCUGCAUCAUCGCUAAUCCUGUGAACUCCACCAUCCCAAUCACUGCAGAGGUGCUGAAGAAGCACGGUGUUUUCAACCCUAGCAGAGUGUUUGGUGUGACCACGCUGGACAUCGUCAGAGCCAACACUUUCGUCGCCGACCUCAAAGGUCUCGAUCCAGCUCGUGUCAAUGUGCCAGUCAUUGGAGGCCACGCCGGGAAAACCAUCAUCCCUCUGAUUUCACAGUGCACUCCAAAGGUGGAGUUUCCCGCGGAUCAGCUUUCGGCUCUGACGGAGAGAAUUCAGGAGGCGGGAACUGAGGUGGUGAAGGCCAAAGCUGGAGCAGGUUCUGCCACCCUGUCGAUGGCUUACGCCGGAGCUCGCUUCACUUUCUCUCUGCUUGACGCCAUGAACGGGAAGGAGGGAGUGGUAGAGUGCGCGUUUGUGCGAUCAGAGGAGACGGAGUGCAAAUACUUUUCCACACCUCUGCUGCUCGGGAAAAACGGCAUUGAGAAGAACCUGGGUCUGGGAAAGCUCUCUGCCUUCGAGGAGAAGCUCGUGUCUGAGGCUCUGACUGAACUCAAAGGUUCCAUCAAGAAAGGAGAAGAUUUCGUGGCCAACAUGAAGCUGUAAGCGUCCGACACACCUCCACCAGACCGCACCAGACGGCAUUAUUUAUAAUAAGUAAACAUACUCCGCCGUGUGAUUCUCAUCCUGACUGAAGAGCUGAGAGGCUAUCUUCAUCAAUAAGUAGUCAGCUCCAUGCACUUCACACAAACACACACACAUUUGUUUUUUACAUUCAUGUCUCUGUGCAGACGCUGAUCAUGUGCUGUGUUUAAACGUGUCUGUACUGACCCGCUCUGAAUAAAGAAAAAUACUCCAAGAAAUAACAAA
Messenger RNA from Clarias gariepinus (North African catfish), 1397 nucleotides. It is a transcript of the gene mdh2, whose product is annotated as malate dehydrogenase 2, NAD (mitochondrial). Gene Ontology annotation, cellular component: mitochondrion; cytoplasm. The transcript has 9 exons. Lineage: Eukaryota; Metazoa; Chordata; Actinopteri; Siluriformes; Clariidae. Bases 117 to 1133 code for a protein of 338 amino acids. Gene Ontology annotation, biological process: malate metabolic process; tricarboxylic acid cycle. Gene Ontology annotation, molecular function: L-malate dehydrogenase (NAD+) activity. The record is from RefSeq and is a predicted model, not a curated record.